Molecule: messenger RNA, 2312 nt
Organism: Echinops telfairi (small Madagascar hedgehog)
Lineage: Eukaryota; Metazoa; Chordata; Mammalia; Afrosoricida; Tenrecidae
Gene: NDC1
Product: NDC1 transmembrane nucleoporin
Exons: 18
Coding region: 34-2064 (676 amino acids)
Biological process (GO): nuclear pore organization
Cellular component (GO): nuclear pore transmembrane ring
Molecular function (GO): protein-macromolecule adaptor activity
Source: RefSeq, a predicted model, not a curated record
CUUCUGUACGCCUCAGAGUAGGGGUCACUCACCAUGCCCAUGGCCACGGCUGCGAGUCGGCCUUGCGCCGGCGGGUCGCGGGACAUCCUGUGGCGCGUUUUAGGCUGGAGAAUAGUUUCUAGUAUUGUUUGGUCAGUGCUGUUUCUACCCAUCUGUACUACAGUAUUCAUCAUCUUUAGCAGAAUUGAUUUAUUUCAUCCAAUACAGUGGCUGUCAGAUUCUUUCAAUGAUCUCUAUAGUUCAUAUACAAUCUUUUACCUCCUGCUGUUGUCAACGGUAAUAGUAAUAAUAAAUGUUUUCAAUGUGGAGUUUUAUACAGUUGUGCCUUGCAUCCCCUGCUCCAGACUGGCCCUGAUAGGGAAGAUCGUUCAUCCACAGCAGGUCAUGCACUCAUCUGUUCACGCUUCCAUGGGGAUGCUGAUGGCGUGGUGCGCUGCAGUGAUAACCAAGGGCCAGUACAGUUUCCUCAUCGUUCCCUGUACUGGUGCUGAGAGCUUGGAUAGCCCUGCUGCUCAAAGCUGCUUAAAUGAAUACCACCUUUUUUUCCUACUGGCUGGAGCGUUCAUGGGCUAUAGCUAUAGCCUUCUCUAUUUCGUCAACAACAUGAAUUAUCUUCCCUUUCCCAUCAUACAGCAAUACAAAUUUUUGCGAUUUAGGAGGUCUCUGCUCUUACUAGUUAAACAUAGUUGUGUGGAAUCGCUAUUUCUUAUUCGAAAUUUCUGCGUUUUGUAUUACUUUCUGGGUCAUAUUCCUAAAGCAUGGAUUACCACUGCUAUGGACCUUCGGAAGGAUAAGCAAUUACAUCCUCUUGACUCUGUGAGUGGUCUCCUGAAUCUCUCGUUACUCUACCAUGUCUGGCUGUGUGGUGUUUUUCUCCUUACAACUUGGUAUAUCUCAUGGAUACUCUUCAAGAUCUACGUUACAGAGGCUCAUCUGUUCCCCGUUCAACCACCAUUUGCAGAAGAAUCAGAUGAAUGCCUCCCUAAAGUGUUAAACAGCAAUCCUCCCCUUAUCAUAAAGUAUUUGGCCUUGCAGGACCUGAUGUUGCUCUCUCAGUAUUCUCCUUCACGAAGAAAAGAAGUGUUUAGUCUCAGCCAACCAGGUGGACACCCCCACAACUGGACAGCCAUCUCAAGGGAAUGCUUGAAUCUUCUAAGUGAUAUGACUCAGAAACUGGUUCUCUACCAAGAAACUGCUGCUACGAAUGGAAGAGUGCUCAUAUCCUUCUGCCCAGGGGGCCCUAGGACAUCAAACGCUCCCGAGGAAAUCACUUUUCAGACACCGAAAUCUAGCCAGAUUACUCGACCUUCAGUGCCAUCAGCAGUGACAUCCUCGAUAUUUUCGUCAAAAUUAUCUACCCCUGAUGUUGUAAGUCCCCUUGGGACCCCCUUCGGUUCUGGUGUAAUUAAUCGGCUGGCUGGAGUGUUGGAUGUAAGCACCUGCUAUAGGUCACCUCAAAGUCCUCAGCUAGUAAGAAGAGGGCCUAGAUUAUGGACUUCUGCAUCUGAUCAGCAAAUGACUGAAUUUUGUAAUCCAUCUCCAUCUACCUUUGAGCGUGCUGAGGGUAAGACAAUGGGUCAACCCAGUGUGAUUUCAUCCUGGAUUCAGAAUAGGCGUGAUCAGAUGAAGAACUUCCUGUCAAAACGGGUGCUGAUAAUGUAUUUUUUCAGUAAGCACCCAGAGGCCUCCAUUCAGGCUGUUUUUGCAGAUGCUCAAAUGCAUAUUUGGGCAUUAGAAGGUCUGUCUCACUUAGUGGCGGCAUCAUUUACAGAAGAUCAGUUUGGAGUUGUGCAGACCACACUACCAGCUAUUCUUAAUACUUUACUAACGCUGCAAGAGGCAGUUGACAGAUACUUCAAGCUUCCUCAUGUGUCCAGUAAACCAUCUCGGACUUCAGGAAGCCUUGUGGACACUUCUUACAAAACAUUAAGGUUUGCAUUCAGAGCGUCACUAAAAACUGCCAUCUAUCGAAUAACGACUACUUUUGGCGAACAUUUGAAUGCUGUGCAAGCAUCUGCAGACCAUCAGAAAAGACUUCAACAGUUCUUGGAGUUCAAAGAAUAGUUAAGUAAUAUAAACUGUGUUCAUUACCCUGCUGAUACAACUGCAGAUGGGACAGUAAAUGUUCAGCAUUCUUGGAUCAGAAGAAAAUGGACUAAUUAGAUGCUUCCUUUGUCGUGGUGGUUGCUUUGAAAGCUCUACUCUAAUGGGAGAAAGCAUGGGAAGAAUACUCCGCAGAACAGCAAACACUGCCUUCUCUGUACCAGUGUCUGCGCGUGCCCUAUAAUAAAGCCUUCACUUGGUUUACAGCA